Cucurbita pepo subsp. pepo (vegetable marrow) is the source of this 1323-nucleotide messenger RNA. Its product is annotated as cystinosin homolog. Gene Ontology annotation, molecular function: L-cystine transmembrane transporter activity. The record is from RefSeq and is a predicted model, not a curated record. NCBI's taxonomy places the organism in Eukaryota, Viridiplantae, Streptophyta, Magnoliopsida, Cucurbitales, Cucurbitaceae. Gene Ontology annotation, cellular component: vacuolar membrane. Gene Ontology annotation, biological process: L-cystine transport.
AAAAGAAAAAGAAGAAGAAAAAAAAAGAAAGGACAGGAAAAUUUGCGAGGGAAGAACUUCCCGGUGGAAUCUCCCAUUGAUCAGGCGGUAACCAUCCGCCUCGUCGUUUUCUCUGCUUCGGAAUUUCAUUAUCGGCUAACGAAUCGAAUUUCAGGUUGCGACGAUAAAUUUCUCAUUCUUCUUUGUUUCAUCUGCCUUUAGCCGAAACAAGGAAACGAAGAAAAAUGGCGUCGUGGAAUUCGAUUCCUCUCGAGAUUACCUACGAAGUACUGGGAUGGUUCGCCUUCGUUUCCUGGUCCAUCAGUUUCUAUCCUCAAGUCAUCUUAAAUUUCCGUAGGAAGAGUGUCGUCGGACUGAAUUUUGAUUUCGUGCUGUUGAACUUGACUAAGCACUCCACAUAUUUGAUAUAUAACGCCUCGCUUUACUUCAGCUCCGCUGUUCAGAAACAGUACUUUGAGAAGUAUGGUUUCGAUCAGAUGAUACCUGUUGCUGCAAAUGAUGUUGCUUUCUCUAUACACGCUGUUCUGUUGACGGCAAUCACGUUGUUCCAAAUUGUGAUCUAUGAUCGUGGAACUCAGAUAGUUUCCAAAAUAUCGCUUACAAUUGUGACUGUCGUAUGGAUAUUUGCGGCAAUUUGUUUCUUCAUUGGUCUGUCUAGCCAUUCUUGGCUCUGGCUAAUCUCCAUAUUCAACUCAAUUCAAGUAUUUAUGACGGCUAUUAAAUACAUACCUCAGGCAAUCAUGAACUUUUUGCGGAAGAGCACUCAUGGAUUCAGCAUUGGCAACAUAUUACUCGACUUUCUGGGAGGAUUGGCAAAUUAUGCACAGAUGGCAGUGCAGUCCGUAGAUCAAAAUUCAUGGGUAAACUUUUAUGGCAAUAUUGGGAAGACACUGCUCUCUUUGAUAAGUAUAUUCUUUGAUCUUCUAUUCAUGCUUCAACAUUACGUACUAUAUCCUGGCAAGACGCCUGUUGUGUCUCAGAAAGCCGAUGAAGAGAGCAGAGAGGCACUUAUUGCGCCUCCGGAUCGCUCACAGUCCGAAGGUGUAUAAGGUUAGGUUUCUCUAAUGUGUAGCCGAAAAGUGUUUGGUUGGAGUAAAAAUUUGUCAAUUAUGGCAUAAAAACGCAUUGAUUUAUCAACUAUUACGGAUGAAACAAAUUUCACUGAAGAUUUGGAUGUAAAUAUAAACAUAUUUAGUGGUGAGUGUUGAGGCGUUACCUAGGUCUUUAUUGUUUAUGUUGUGAUGACAUUGAAAAUUAAAAUAACCCCAGUGAGCUAUAUUUGGUAGCUAUAAUUAAUUAGAGUUGAAAUAUGAGUUGGGCUUG